UACUGUACAUGUCAAUAAUUUAAAAAUGUGGUACUUAAAAGUGUCGUCGAGUUUACUCAUUGCAGUGGCAUUAAUCUGUAUGAUACAGAAUGCAAUAUCGCUCACUUUAGAUCCUAAAACUACAGAGGAUCAGUGGUCAACAUUGGAAAAUUCUACAGAUCAAAUUGACUUAAAAAAAAUUUCGAAAAUGUGUAAAAAUUCUAUAAAUAACUUCAAAGAAAAAUUAGAGAAUACAAAAUCUAUUGUUAACAAAAGAUUACCUGAACCUAAUAAAACAACAGAAGAUAUAGUAAACUUAGUAAGUGAUAUAAAAACGAAAAUAAAAAAUUCAUCUGCAGAUCUCGUAUAUGUAAGAAAAUUAGUUCAAAAAACUGCUUUACGAUUUAGAGACACAUUCAAAUCACUUGUAUCAUUUACUGAAUUAGAUAAUGAACCCGUUAAUAAAGAAUUAGAAAAUAUUAAGAAAACAACAGUUGAUGGUAAAAAACCAUUAGUAAAUCGUGUUAUACGAUCAUUUGGAAACCGGUACGAUCUUAUGAAAUUGGCCAACAGGGUUCUUGAGAUAUCUUCUGACCAUGAAAAGUUAAAAAAUAAUUAUGACGAAAAAAAAAAAAAUGCUAAAAAAGAAUUUAAUUCGUUAUGGAAUUCUUUAUCUAAUCAUUCUAAAACUAUAAAUGAUAAUGCUCUAAAGGCCUUGGAAAUUUUCUUUGAAGGCAUCAAAUCUGUAAAAUUAGUGAAAAAAAAAGCCAAGACACUUGGUGAAGAUGCAAUUAAUGAAAUAAAAGUGGGGGAUGAUAUUAACAAGCUUAAAAACGCAGUUGAAUUAGCUAAAGCAUUGAAAUUGAAGUUCGAAGAUGAAUGGAAUCUUGAUUCAGGUGAAUUAACUUAUAGUGAAGAACAGAAGAAAGCUUCUACUAAGACAGCAGAUGAAAAUCCAGUUGAACAUGAUAAUGAACAAGAUACAUCUAUUGAGAAUAGUUCUACAAACGUUAUCCAAUCUAGUUUGCCAGCAAUUGAACAAGAAGCGAUUGACAAUGAAAAAAAUAAUGUUAUUCCAUCUACCCGGACUGAGAUUGAAAAACCAUCAAAUGAUAACAGCCAAACAUCAGAUAAAGCUAUCUUUUCAGUCGAGGACACACAAUUUCCUACUGAGCCAAAAAAUAAAGAUGAAACUAAAAUAAUACCACCAACAGAUUUAGAAAAAGAUGAUAAUACAAAUAAUAAUGUUUCUGAUAAUGUAGAUUCUUCUAUUAAAGAAACAUCAUUUACUCCUGAUAUCGCUAACAACGAGACACUUAUUACACCCACUAAAGAUUCGCUAAACAAUAAAAAAGUUAAGACAAUAAAUAAAAGAACAAGUCGGGAAAAAACACCUAUACUACCAUGGAAAAAACUAAUAGAAUUAGAUGACUCACAGGUUAGUCAACAAUCAGAGAAAUGUGAAAGUUUAUUAAAUAAUACAACACCAGACUUUGAUAAUAUAAAAAAAUCAGCGAAAACGCAAAUACAAGUAACUAAAAGUUACAAAAAUUUACAAAAGAUAGAAAAUGACAUAAUUCAACAAUUUUAUGAUAAAAUAGUUAGUACAAACACACAACUGUCUGAUAAUUUAGUGAAUGCAGCAGAAGAUGUUUGUGCUAAUGUAACACCAAUAAAUAAAAGAUAUGAAACAAAAUUUAAAAAUGAUCCAAACAUUAAACGUAUAAAAUAUUUGUUAGGUAAACAAUACGAUCCUAAUCAGUACAUUUUAAAAGUCUUAGAUGACGCAAGUCAUAAAAAUGGAAUUGGUGGCAUGAAAAAAACUACUUAUUACAAAAUGUUAGCAGUAGCUUACAAUUUGAACCAUGAAACAAAAGAAAUGGAAAACGCUGCACUAUACGCGAUGAACAAAAUCUACGAAGGAAAAUUAGCAGCAGCUAAUUUACAAAAAACGUUUAAUAAAGAAAAAGCAUCGAAAGCUUGUUACAUACGAAAUAUUUUACUAGAAAAAGAGAACGAGGCUGAGAAAAAGAAUAAGGAUGAAAAUAAAGAAAAAAUAAAAGAAAGUAUAAGUGAUGACACCAAUACGGAACCAUUAAAACCAGAUGUCAACCUAGAUUCAGUUGACGAAAUACAGCCAUCCACAGUACAUGAUGACAAUGAACCAAUUUUAAAUAAUGACGAAGAAAUGAAAACAUUAAAUGAAACAAAUGAAUCAUUAACUCUUAACAAUCAAGGUGAUACUGAAAAUGAUACAAUAUCUGAUGAAAAAGGGAACAUCGAAAACGAAGAUGAGGAACAAGAAACUGAAGGAAAUUAUGAUAAUUCUUCUAUUCCACAAAACAAAGAUAAUGAUACCAAAACCAAUACAACAAAUGACGGAAAUAAUACAGUCAAACAUAACCCAAUCAAAAAAGUAACACACCACAGAAGACAUAGAAAUCCCAAUGAUCCUAACGAUGUAUCCGAAGAAUAUGACACAAUAGAAGAAGAAGAUGAAAACAUUUUGAAUAAGUCCAGUGAGCAAAAAUCUGUUGAUACUCCAGAAGCUGAAUCAAUAGCCAACGCUGAUGAUGAAAAUGAUGCAGAGAAUUUCAAAAAUUCAGAGAAUACUAAUAGCGAUGCAAAUGAACAAACUGAUGAAGGAAAUGCCUCUGACAAUCCGAAAGCAAAACGUCACAGAAAGCGUUUUGAUCCCAAAAACGAAGAAGAAAUACCUGAAGAAAACGAAACAUUAGCAGAAGACGACAAAAACUUGAAUGAAUCAAAUGCUAUCAAAUCAGGUGAAACUCCAGAAUCAGAGUCAACGGUCAAUGCAGAUGAUGAAAAUGAUCUAAAGAACAGCGAAAAUUCAGAAAAUGAUAAUGACAAUGCAAAUGAAGAAACUGAUGAAGGGAAAGCCUCAGACAAACCGAAAGUAAAACGUCGCAGAAAGCGUAUUGAUCCUAAGGACGGAAAAGAAAUACCUGAAGAAAAUGAUACAUUAGAAGAAAAAGAAGAAAAUAAUUUGAAUAAGAUAAAUGAGAUAAAAUCUGAUGAUAAUCCGGAAUCAGAGUCAUUCAUUAAUACUGAUAAUGAAAAUGAAAAGGAAAGAGUAGAAGACAGAGACAAUAAAAAAGACACACCAUAUGAGGAUGAGGGUAUCACAAAUGAUAAUUCUAAUAAAGAACCAAUUGAUGAUAAUAUAACAAACAAAGAUCUAGAAAAUAUCAAUAAAGAAACAGAAGAGUUGGAUGAAAAUGAAGAUUUAAAUAGUGUAGAAGGUGCAGAACUAAAUGGUGUCGAUAAUGAGAAUAUAAUUCCCGCAGCAGAGAGCAUGGAAGAAAAUUCUACGUCAUCUGAAAUAAGUUAUGAAGAACCUGAACAAAGAAGUCUCAAUAAUUACAAUAAACAACACCCAGGUAACGAUAAUCUGAUCAAGGAAAGAAAAAAUAUAGUUGAUGAACCUAAUAAAAAAAACAAACCCCACAGAAAACGUAAAGAUCCAAAGAACGGUUUUGAAGUAUCUGAAGAGUAUGACACUGUCGAAGAACAGGAUGAAAAACCACUAAAUGGAGAUAGUAAAAAAGAUACAACAGCUGAAACACCCGAUAAUACGGAAGUUGAAGCAGAUUCUGAAACACCAGAUCACGAUGAAAACGAGAAUAAGGCACAAAACGAAACAGAUAAUCCGGAAAAAUCAAAUAGACGCCGCAGGAAACGUAAAGACCCUAUUACUGGUGUUGAAGUGUCAGAAGAGUAUGACCCAGAUGAAGAACAGCACGAUGAACCUCUAAUUGGCGAUAACAACAAGGAAACACCAGCUGAAACACCCGAUAAUACGGAAGUGGACGAAGAUUCUGAAACACCAGAAUUAGAUGAAAACGAUAGUAAUGCACAAAACAAAGCGGUUAACCCAAAAAAAUCAAAUAGACGCCGCAGGAAACGUAAGGACCCUAAUACUGGUGUUGAAGUGUCUGAAGAGUAUGACACAGUCGAAGAACAGGACGAUGAACCACUAAGUGAAGAUAACAACAAAGAAACAUCGGAUAAUACGGAAGUUGAAGCAGAUUCUGAAACACCAGAACUCGAUGAAAACGAUAAUAAUGCACAAACCGAAACAGAUAAUCCGGAAAAAUCAAAUAGACGCCGCAGGAAACGUAAAGACCCUAUAACGGGUGUUGAAGUGUCAGAAGAGUAUGACCCAGAUGAAGAACAGCACGAUGAACCUCUAAUUGGAGAUAACAACAAGGAAACACCAGCUGAAACACCCGAUAAUACGGAAGUGGACGAAGAUUCUGAAACACCGGAAUUAGAUGAAAACGAUAGUAAUGCACAAAACAAAGCGGUUAACCCAAAAAAAUCAAAUAGACGCCGCAGGAAACGUAAGGACCCUAAUACUGGUGUUGAAGAUAAUGACCAAGAAACACAUGUUGAAACACCCGAUAAUACGGAGGUUGAAGCGGAUUCUGAAACACCAGAUCACGAUGAAAGCGAUAAUAAUGCACAAAACGAAACAGAUAAUCCGGAAAAAUCAAAUAGACGCCGCAGAAGACGUAAAGACCCUAUAACGGGUGUUGAAGUGUCAGAGGAGUAUGACCCAGAUGAAGAACAGCACGAUGAACCUCUAAUUGGAGAUAACAACAAGGAAACACCAGCUGAAACACCCGAUAAUACGGAAGUGGACGAAGAUUCUGAAGCACCAGAAUUAGAUGAAAACGAUAGUAAUGCACAAAACAAAGCGGUUAACCCGGAAAAAUCAAAUAGACGCCGCAGGAAACGUAAAGAUCCUAUUACUGGUGUUGAAGUGUCUGAAGAGUAUGACACAGUCGAAGAACAGGACGACGAACCACUAAGUGAAGAUAACAACAAAGAAACACCGGGUAAUACGGAAGUUGAAGCAGAUUCUGAAACACCAGAACUCGAUGAAAACGAUAAUAAUGCACAAAACGAAACAGAUAAUCCGGAAAAAUCAAAUAGACGCCGCAGGAAACGUAAAGACCCUAUAACGGGUGUUGAAGUGUCAGAAGAGUAUGACCCAGAUGAAGAACAGCACGAUGAACCUCUAAUUGGAGAUAACAAGGAAACACCAGCUGAAACACCCGAUAAUACGGAAGUUGAAGCGGAUUCUGAAACUCCAGAUCACGAUGAAAACGAUAAUAAGGCACAAAACGAAACAGAUAAUCCGGAAAAAUCAAAUAGACGCCGCAGGAAACGUAAAGACCCUAUAACGGGUGUUGAAGUGUCAGAAGAGUAUGACCCAGAUGAAGAACAGCACGAUGAACCUCUAAUUGGAGAUAACAACAAGGAAACACCAGCUGAAACACCCGAUAAUACGGAAGUGGACGAAGAUUCUGAAACACCGGAAUUAGAUGAAAACGAUAGUAAUGCACAAAACAAAGCGGUUAACCCAAAAAAAUCAAAUAGACGCCACAGGAAACGCAAGGACCCUAAUACUGGUGUUGAAGAUAAUGACCAAGAAACACAUGUUGAAACACCCGAUAAUACGGAGGUUGAAGCGGAUUCUGAAACACCAGAUCACGAUGAUAGCGAUAAUAAUGCACAAAACGAAACAGAUAAUCCGGAAAAAUCAAAUAGACGCCGCAGAAGACGUAAAGACCCUAUAACGGGUGUUGAAGUGUCAGAGGAGUAUGACCCAGAUGAAGAACAGCACGAUGAACCUCUAAUUGGAGAUAACAACAAGGAAACACCAGCUGAAACACCCGAUAAUACGGAAGUGGACGAAGAUUCUGAAGCACCAGAAUUAGAUGAAAACGAUAGUAAUGCACAAAACAAAGCGGUUAACCCGGAAAAAUCAAAUAGACGCCGCAGGAAACGUAAAGACCCUAUAACGGGUGUUGAAGUGUCAGAAGAGUAUGACCCAGAUGAAGAACAGCACGAUGAACCUCUAAUUGGAGAUAACAAGGAAACACCAGCUGAAACACCCGAUAAUACGGAAGUUGAAGCGGAUUCUGAAACUCCAGAUCACGAUGAAAACGAUAAUAAGGCACAAAACGAAACAGAUAAUCCGGAAAAAUCAAAUAGACGCCGCAGGAAACGUAAAGAUCCUAUUACUGGUGUUGAAGUAUCUGAAGAGUAUGACACAGUCGAAGAACAGGACGAUGAACCACUAAGUGAAGAUAACAACAAAGAAACACCGGAUAAUACGGAAGUUGAAGCAGAUUCUGAAACACCAGAACUCGAUGAAAACGAUAAUAAUGCACAAAACGAAACAGAUAAUCCGGAAAAAUCAAAUAGACGCCGCAGGAAACGUAAAGACCCUAUUACUGGUGUUGAAGUGUCUGAAGAGUAUGACGCAGUCGAAGAACAGGACGAUGAACCAUUAAGUGAGGAUAACAACAAAGAAACACCGGCUGAAACAUCCGAUAAUACGGAAGUAGACGAGGAUUCUGAAACACCAGAAUUCGAUGAAAACGAUAGUAAUGCACAAAACAAAGCGGUUAAUCCGGAAAAAUCAAAUAGACGCCGCAGGAAACGUAAGGACCCUAUUACUGGUGUCGAAGAAAAUGACCAAGAAACACCGGUUGAAACACCCGAUAAUACGGAUGUUGAUGAGGAUUCUGAAACACCAGAAUUGGAUGAAAGCGAUAUUAAUGCACAAAACGAAACAGAUAAUCCGGAAAAAUCAAAUAGACGCCGCAGGAAACGUAAAGACCCUAUUACUGGUGUUGAAGUGUCUGAAGAGUAUGACACAGUCGAAGAACAGGACGAUGAACCAUUAAGUGAGGAUAACAACAAAGAAACACCGGCUGAAACACCCGAUAAUACGGAAGUGGACGAGGAUUCUGAAACACCAGAAUUCGAUGAAAACGAUAGUAAUGCACAAAACAAUGCGGUUAACCCGGAAAAAUCAAAUAGACACCGCAGGAAACGUAAGGACCCUAUUAAUGGUGUUGAAGAAAAUGACCAAGAAACACCGGUUGAUACACCCGAUAAUACGGAAGUUGACGAGGAUUCUGAAACACCAGAAUUUGAUGAAAGCGAUGUUAAUGCACAAAACGAAACAGAUAAUCCGGAAAAAUCAAAUAGACGCCGCAGGAAACGUAAAGACCCUAUUACUGGUGUUGAAGUGUCUGAAGAGUAUGACGCAGUCGAAGAACAGGACGAUGAACCAUUAAGUGAGGAUAACAACAAAGAAACACCGGCUGAAACACCCGAUAAUACGGAAGUGGACGAGGAUUCUGAAACACCAGAAUUCGAUGAAAACGAUAGUAAUGCACAAAACAAAGCGGUUAAUCCGGAAAAAUCAAAUAGACGCCGCAGGAAACGUAAGGACCCUAUUACUGGUGUCGAAGAAAAUGACCAAGAAACACCGGUUGAAACACCCGAUAAUACGGAUGUUGAUGAGGAUUCUGAAACACCAGAAUUGGAUGAAAGCGAUAUUAAUGCACAAAACGAAACAGAUAAUCCGGAAAAAUCAAAUAGACGCCGCAGGAAACGUAAGGACCCUAUUACUGGUGUUGAAGAAAAUGACCAAGAAACACCGGUUGAAACACCCGAUAAUACGGAUGUUGAUGAGGAUUCUGAAACACCAGAAUUGGAUGAAAGCGAUAUUAAUGCACAAAACGAAACAGAUAAUCCGGAAAAAUCAAAUAGACGCCGCAGGAAACGUAAAGACCCUAUUACUGGUGUUGAAGUGUCUGAAGAGUAUGACACAGUCGAAGAACAGGACGAUGAACCAUUAAGUGAGGAUAACAACAAAGAAACACCGGUUGAAACACCCGAUAAUACGGAAGUGGACGAGGAUUCUGAAACACCAGAAUUCGAUGAAAACGAUAGUAAUGCACAAAACAAUGCGGUUAACCCGGAAAAAUCAAAUAGACGCCGCAGGAAACGUAAGGACCCUAUUAAUGGUGUUGAAGAAAAUGACCAAGAAACACCGGUUGAAACAACUGAUAAUACGGAAGUUGACGUGGAUUCUGAAACACCAGAAUUUGAUGAAAGCGAUGUUAAUGCACAAAACGAAACAGAUAAUCCGGAAAAAUCAAAUAGACGCCGCAGGAAACGUAAAGACCCUAUUACUGGUGUUGAAGUGUCUGAAGAGUAUGACACAGUCGAAGAACAGGACGAUGAACGAUUAAUUGAGGAUAACAACAAAGAUACACCAGCUGAAACACCCGAUAAUACGGAAGUGGACGAGGAUUCUGAAACACCAGAAUUCGAUGAAAACGAUAGUAAUGCACAAAACAAUGCGGUUAACCCGGAAAAAUCAAAUAGACGCCGCAGGAAACGUAAGGACCCUAUUAAUGGUGUUGAAGAAAAUGACCAAGAAACACCGGUUGAAACACCCGAUAAUACGGAAGUUGACGAGGAUUCUGAAACACCAGAAUUUGAUGAAAGCGAUGUUAAUGCACAAAACGAAACAGAUAAUCCGGAAAAAUCAAAUAGACGCCGCAGGAAACGUAAGGACCCUAUUACUGGUGUCGAAGAAAAUGACCAAGAAACACCGGUUGAAACACCUGAUAAUACGGAAGUUGACGAGGAUUCUGAAACACCAGAAUUUGAUGAAAGCGAUGUUAAUGCACAAAACGAAACAGAUAAUCCGGAAAAAUCAAAUAGACGCCGCAGGAAACGUAAGGACCCUAUUAAUGGUGUUGAAGAAAAUGACCAAGAAACACCGGUUGAAACACCCGAUAAUACGGAAGUUGUUGACGAUGUUAAGGAAGCUCCAUAUGAUACAGAUGAAUAUGGUUACCUUGAAAAACCAAUCCCAAGUAAAUUGAGACGACGCAGGAAAUCGAUACAACCUCAAUUUGUUGAUGAAACUAAUAACGAACCUGCAUCAUUGGUAAAUGAUCAUAAUAAUAAUUAUCCAGUUGACGAUCAAGAUAAUGAGUCUAUUUCUUACAAUUAUAACGAUGUAAGUGAGGAAGUACCAGAUACUGAAUAUGGAAAAACAAAUGACGUAGAAAAUAAUAAAGAACAACCUGAAUUAAUUCAGUAUCCUGAAAAUUCAGAUGUUCCAUCCGAGGAUCAUGCAUCUACAAAUUACAUGGAUGAAAAUGGAAACUUUGUACAUCCACUUCCUCGUAAAUUGAGACGACGAAGAAAAUUGAGACAACCUCAAUUUGUUAAUGAAAGUAAUAAUGAACCUGCGUCCUUCGUAAAUAAUAAUGCCAAUAAUUAUCCAAUCGAUGAUCAAGAUAAUGAGUCCAUUCCUGACAAUUAUAAUGAUGUUGGUGAGGAAGUACCAGAUACUGGAUAUGUAGAAAGAAAUGAUAUAGAAAAUAAGAAAGAACAACCUGAAUUAUUUGAAUACCCUGACAAUUCAUACGUGCCAUCAGAAGAUUAUGCAUCUCCAAAUGGUAUGUAUGAAAAUGGAAACGCUGCGCAACCAAGUCCUCGUAAAUUGAGACGACGAAAGAAAUUGAGACAACCUCAAUUUGUUAAUGAAAGUAAUAAUGAACCUGCGUCCUUCGUAAAUAAUAAUGCCAAUAAUUAUCUAAUCGAUGAUCAAGAUAAUGAGUCCAUUCCUGACAAUUAUAAUGAUGUCGGUGAGGAAGUACCAGAUACUGGAUAUGUAGAAAGAAAUGAUAUAGAAAAUAAGAAAGAACAACCUGAAUUAUUUGAAUACCCUGACAAUUCAUACGUGCCAUCAGAAGAUUAUGCAUCUCCAAAUGGUAUGUAUGAAAAUGGAAACACUGCGCAACCAAGUCCUCGUAAAUUGAGACGACGAAAGAAAUCGAGACAACCUCAAUUUGUUAAUGAAAAUAAUAAGGAACCUGAAUCCUUCGUAGAUGAUAAUAUGAAUAAUUAUCCAGUUGAAAAUCAAGAUUAUAAUGAGCCUAUUCCUAAAAAUGAAAGUGAUGCGCAAGAAGACGUUUCUAUCCCUUACAAGACUGAAGUCGACUCUCCAGAUAGUAAUACUGAUAGUACAAGUAACUCAAAAAAACCUAGAAGAAAAAACCAUGUUAGGAGAAAGAUUACUCCUACGAGUAUAGAUACAGGAAAUAGUAGUACUCCAAAUGAUGAAAAAUCGACAGAAAACCCUGAGACACAACCAAAAGAUAUUCGAAAGAACCCUAAAAAAAAGAGACAUAUUAGACGUAUUAGAACAUACGUAAUAAACAAUGAAACAAAUGAAAGAAUACCUAUUAAUGAUGAAACAUAUUCUACUACGAAUGGGUUACCUGAUGCUUUACAUAAUAAAUUAGACUCAUUGGAAGCUGAAGAUGAUCUAGAUUCAAAUACAGAUAAUGAUGAUUAUUCUUCAUUUUUGUUUAAAGAAUACAAUUCGGACCAAUGUAAACGUAAUGCAUACGAUAGAUUUAAAAAAGUUGCAUCUCAAGAUGCCAAGCAAAUUGCUUACCGAAGCGUUUUAGAUACUAGUGAGAUGCGAAGUAAUAUGUUAGCAACAAUAAAAAAUGCAAUAGGUAAUGUAAAAGCCUCACAGACAUUCAAUGAUGUUGAUCAAAGUUUAAGAACAGUAAGCUACUCUCUGAAAGCCGGUUUGAAGCAAACUAUUAGUGACUUGGUUAUCAAAAUGGUUCCGUUAGCUAAAGAUUUUCUGAAAACAGCAGAAAACCUUAAGGAACUAUAUGAAAAAGGCCCACAGUCCACUCACAAAAUGUUAACAAACAUCUUAGAGAACGAGUCAAUCGUUCCAGAUUCAGCAAAAGAUAUAUUAACACUUAUUUCUCCUCAGUUUGACGUGGAUAAAUUAAUAAAUGAUAUCUUUGAAAAACCGUGUAAUGCAAAAUCAAUGAAAGAAAAAAAGACCAAAGCUCAAAGAAAACUUAUCACUCUAUCAAAGCACAUGGACACGGCAAUAAGCAACAUUGACUGUUUUGUGCUUUCCGCUAUGUCUACCGUAGGAAUCGGAGCAGAUACAUUAAAACUGUUGAAAUCCGGUAGAGUGAUAAUGAGUGAUAAACAUCCCAGGGCGAAAAUAUUGAAAGAUGCUGUGGGAAUAAUUAAAUCAGGUAAAAAAAUCCGAAAUAAUGUCGUAGACUUUACACCGACGUUGACAACUUUUGAUGGAAACACUGAAAGUGACGAAGAUGAUGAUGAUGAAGAUCCUGAACAAGUUGCUCAAAAAAACGAAGAAUUUUUAAAAACUGUACCUGACCUAGACGAUAAUAUACCCGUACCAAAGAAAGUCCCCAACAAGCGACAGUCAUUGGGUGUAAUUGUUGUACAUCCUAACAAACGGAUAGAGUACAAAGAAAUAAAUGAUACAUCGCAAUUGAAAAAAUUCGUUGGGGAUCAAACGAAUAAAUACAAAUUGCAAUCUAAAAAUAAACAUCCAAAAUUUUUAAAACUGAAUAGUAAAAAAGUAAUCGAUGCUAUGGUUGCGGAUGUGAAGAAAAAGGCUGAGAGAAAUGGAAUGACCAAAAAAGAAAUGGUAGAAGAAAUAAUUAGAACUUUGAAUAGUAGUUGAACUUAUUUACGACUAUAAAUUCUAACGAAUGUUUUUUUUUGUAUUAUUAAUGAUAAAAAUGUUGUUAUCACACAUUAGAAAUUAUAAAAUUUUUAUUCAAUA
Messenger RNA from Rhopalosiphum maidis (corn leaf aphid), 11461 nucleotides. RefSeq lists its product as uncharacterized. The record is from RefSeq and is a predicted model, not a curated record. NCBI's taxonomy places the organism in Eukaryota, Metazoa, Arthropoda, Insecta, Hemiptera, Aphididae. The transcript has 3 exons. Bases 26 to 11359 code for a protein of 3777 amino acids.